Entelurus aequoreus (snake pipefish) is the source of this 6229-nucleotide messenger RNA. RefSeq names its product RAB22A, member RAS oncogene family (gene rab22a). Gene Ontology annotation, molecular function: GTP binding; GTPase activity. The record is from RefSeq and is a predicted model, not a curated record. NCBI's taxonomy places the organism in Eukaryota, Metazoa, Chordata, Actinopteri, Syngnathiformes, Syngnathidae. The transcript has 7 exons. The coding region runs from base 250 to 834 and encodes 194 amino acids.
CGCUGGAGUCACGUGACCAGGCGUUCCAAGAUGGCGACUGGUACUUUCGCUGCUUAGCUAACUCCGCUGUUUACAAUCAUCACAACAUGGCGUUUCAACGCGCCCACGAAGACUUCGUUAAUAAUUCCACUUUUUUUACUGUCAUGAAGUGAAUAAAUACACGGCGUUUUGUGGCGAAGACGAAAUAUUAAGAGGAAGAGAGUAGAGAACACUAGCAAUGGUCGUCAUAUUGUAGAACAGGACCCAGCAAUGGCGUUAAGAGAGUUAAAAGUUUGUCUUUUGGGGGACACUGGAGUUGGCAAGUCAAGUAUCGUGUGGAGGUUUGUGGAGGACAGUUUUGACCCAAACAUCAACCCAACUAUUGGGGCUUCUUUUAUGACCAAGACGGUGCAAUACCAAAACGAGCUGCACAAGUUCCUGAUUUGGGACACGGCAGGACAGGAGCGGUUCCGAGCUCUGGCGCCAAUGUACUACAGAGGUUCUGCAGCGGCCAUCAUUGUUUAUGACAUCACAAAAGAGGAGUCCUUCCAGACUUUGAAGAACUGGGUGAAGGAGCUGCGUCAGCAUGGUCCUCCUAAUAUCGUAGUGGCCGUCGCUGGCAACAAAUGUGAUCUGUCAGACGCCAGGGAAGUCUUGGAGAAGGACGCCAAGGACUAUGCCGACUCCAUCCAUGCCAUAUUUGUAGAGACCAGUGCCAAGAAUGCCAUUAACAUCAACGAGGUGUUUAUAGAGAUAAGUAAACGCAUCCCAGUUGCGGACGCGGCGGGGGGAACGUCGGGGAAAGCUUUCAAACUGGGGCGGCAAGCAUCGGAGUCUCGCAGGACGUGCUGCUGAUGAUGUCGGGUGACUUAUCCCACUGGUGACCCGUGUCACCUGACCUUUGCUUAACCUCAUUUCUCCGUCCUUUUAAUCACACACACAAGCAUGCGAUUGAAAAAAAAAAAAUACAUAAAAAAAAAGUUGGCGGAAGUGAAAGAAGAAAACCUACACGUACCGUACAAUAUGCAGACUUGUGGAUGAGAAGUUGUAAUCUUUAUUUUUGAUAGCUCUUUUAAUAACUGUUUCAAUGCAGUGUGUGUGCAAUCAGUAAUUUGUCAUUAUGGAUUCCUUUUGUUUGGAAAAGGUGGGUGUAAACCCACAGUACACAGGCCUUUUUAUAAUAUACAGAGUUUUUAUAUUGUGUCUUGCAUCGAUAUUUAGCUCGUAAGCACGAUAUGAUUGAAAGUAAUCGGCUUUUUGUGGUGACAAACUGACAAGUCUUUGUAGACGCUAACUCUGUUUGUGGUCGCCGGCACUUUGCUUGCACUUUGUAACAAUGUAGAGCAGUGGUUCUUAACCUUGUUGGAGGCACCCAACCCCACCAGUUUCAUAUGCGCAUACACCCAACCCGAACCGUAAUCAUAAAAUGAUGUUAUUAUAUUAAAGAAAUACUAAUAAAGGUAUAUUUCACAAACAGAAAGUUACAGGAAUGUACACAUGAUCCCAUGUUUACAUCUCAUUGUGCAACACAUGAAUGAUUUAGUGGGAACUAAAUGCGAUAUCUGAAAGGGGUACACAUUAUAUCCAAAGUAGGACCCCCCGCCCAGACAUAUAAUACUAGUACACAGCUCAUGAAAAACAAUAUGUUAUAGUCAUUGUAAGUGGGCCAAAACAUUUAUAUUAGAAAAUAAUCUCAUGGAAAUGACUGCCGUCAUUUGAUUACAAUAAUAAAACAUUGAACUUGUUAUUUAGUCAGGUUUGGGACAGGUGUGCUGCAGGUGUGCUGCAGGUCUGACGUCGCUCACAUGUGCUCCACUGAAUGCUCGAGGAGUUUUUGCGUUUGCUCACACAUAUGGAAAAUUAGAGGGAACAUUGUUUGGGGGUAUCCAUAAUACGGUGACAGGGAGAAGUUUUUAUUUACACGAUAAGUCGGGCAUGUCUUGACCUCCACGGCGGAGGCUUUGCCGAACCCCUGAGGCCGGCUCACCGAACCCCUAGGGUUCGAUCGAACUCAGGUUAAGAACCACUGAUGUAGAGUCUUCACUUUCUAUAUUUUGGUGCAGUGAGGAACAAUAAGAAGAAGCUACACAAAAAUGCGUCGACCCCAGGACACACCUCCGCUCUGAUCUGCUUUUCCCGAUUGUACAACACUUGAGUAUUUCGGUAAUCUGUACACGUUGAACUUGAUGGGAACCUCAAACGUAUGUAACUUCAUGUUCUUUGCUGCAGCCUUCUUCAUGAUGCAACAGUUGUUUUUACGUCAGAUGCUAACACGUAACAUGUUAAAGGGGAAGUGCACUUUUUUUUAAAAUUUUGCCUGUCGUUCACAAUCAUUAUGAGAGACAAGAACACACGUCUUUCUUUCUUUUUAGGAUUCUGAAGACGAUAAAAGACGCUUGCAAGAUGCAGCUAAUGGAAGUCCCCAUUGUAGCCUUCAAAGCCCUCUAAAAGACAACUUCAAAACCCUCAUUCAACGUUUUAUAUACACACUACAAGUCUAUAUAUAAUGUAGUAACAGACACGUUCAUAACGAUAUGUAGGUAAUAUGUUCAAUAUUUACUGUAUUUUGAUAAUUUUAUGCAUUAGCGAAACUUAUUUCCUUAGCGCAUUUAUUUCCGUUCCCAUAGCAACACACUUCCAGCAACAAAUAUAUGUUCCUACUUCUGGAAACAAACGCGAGUGUGUUCUAAUCAUGACAGACUUGGUAACAGACGUAGAAGAUGACUAUUUUUUUUAGACAAAUGAGGAUUUACAACUAGGGAUGUCCGAUAAUAUCAGACUGCCAAUAUUAUCGGCCGAUAAAUGCUUUAAAAUGUAAUAUCGGAAAUUAUCGGUAUCGGUUUAAAAAUUAUCGGUAUCUGUUUCAAAAAAUAAAACGUAUGACUUUUUAAAACGCCGCUGUGUACACGGACGUAGGGAGAAGUACAGAGCGCCAAUAAACAUUAAAGGCACUGCCUUUGCGUGCCAGCCCAGUCACACAAUAUCUACGGCUUUUCACACACACAAGUGAAUGCAAAGCAUACUUGGUCAACAGCCAUACAGGUCACACUGAGGGUGACCGUAUAAACAACUUUAACACUGUUACAAAUAUGCACCACACUGUGAACCUACACCAAACAGGAAUGACAAACACAUUUCGGGAGAACAUCCGCACCGUAACACAACAUAAACACUACAGAACAAAUACCCAGAACCCCUUGCAGCACUAACUCUUCCGGGACGCUACAAUAUACACCCCCCACCUCAACCCCGCCCCCAACCCCGCCCAACUCAACCUCCUCAUGCUCUCUCAGGGAGAGCAUGUCCCAAAUUCCAAGCUGCUGUUUUGAGGCAUGUUAAAAAAAAAAAAAAGCACUUUGUGACUUCAAUAAUAAAUAUGGCAGUGACAUUUUGGCAUUUUUUUUUCCAUAACUUGAGUUGAUUUAUUUUGGAAAACCUUGUUACAUUGUUUAAUGCAUCCAGCGGGGCAUCACAACAAAAUUAGGCAUAAUAACGUGUUAAUUCCACGGCUGUAUAUAACGUAUCGGUUGAUAUCGGAAUCGGUAAUUAAGAGUUGGACAAUAUCGGAUUAUUGGAUAUCGGCAAAAAAGCCAUUAUCGGACAUCUCUAUUUACAACCUUAUCUUUUUGAAGCUGAAUAUACGGAGGAUGAACUGCUGGUGAGGUUAGCGUAACUUGACGGUGUAAAUGUGGAAUUUGGAGCCGAGCUACUUUGACAUAAAUGGAGUGUUUACCCAAAAUAAACCUGAAAAAAACGUUCUCGGUUAGCUUGACCAAGAGGAUAUCUGUCCAUCUUGUGAGUCACUAUAAUAUUGAUUAUGAUACACGCAGCACGUCAUGCGUGUUAGUACAACUACAGUACUGUCGAGCUAGCUGUGUACAAACAAAACUUGAAAUGUGGACUAAUACUUUACAGAUACUGUAAUAUGAUUGUUCAUGUUUUUCAGUCAGUACAGAUCAGUGUCCUAUCGCAUUGUGCUGUGCAUUACAAUCUCAAAAGCCGUUCAGCUUAUGGCUGAUAUAGUAGCAUGCCGUCGUAAGACGACGUGUUACUACGCUAGAAAAACAGUUCCUCAGUGUUCGCUCUUACAAUAACAAUGUGGCUACAGCUUGGUUAUUAUACAAGUUACGGAACGUAAAUGAAGUAUUGUUGGUGGUUUUUAGAUGCAUUUUUAAAGUGAUUUAGAGGCAGAAUGGAUUGUUCCCAUGAACUGCAUUUCUAGUCACCUAGAAAGAGCCUAUUGUUACAAGUUAGAAUGCAAAAAAAAACCAAACCUUUUGUCUUCUUGUUUCUCAAAGAUUGUGAACAAUAGGCAAAAUUGUAUAAAUAAGUGCAGUUCCCCUUAUGGAUUUCUGGUGACCGUUGUAAAUAGUUAAAGAGGGACUGCUCUUUAAAAAAAUUUUGCCUAUUGUUCAUAGUCCUUAUGAGAGACAGGAACACACAUGUUUUUUAUUUAUUUUUUUAUAUUCACAUUUUUAAUAAUUUUCUCAUUCUAGGUCCCUAGCAUUGGUGCUAAUGGGAGUAAUCAAUUUUGCCUCUAAAUCACUAUAAAUGCACCCAAAAAGCGCUAAAUAUACUCCAUUUACAUCUCAUGACCUGAAUAUUAACCAAAUAUAAGCAAUAUUGUUAUUAUCAGGCAUGUGAAAUGUUUGCGUAAACGCAGAAAUCCGCAUUUUUAAACAUUCAUUUGCACGUCAAAAUAUCACUUCCGUGUUUUUUUCAUCAAUAAAAAUAGGAUGUAAAUAAAAUGUGUUGAACGCAUUUGAGGACAUGAAGUAUCACUAAGACAGCCAAAAGAGGUUGGUAGAUGAGAAUGAAUCUAAAGGUAAAAUAUAGUGUAUAAAUACACUCAUUUGCAGGAAAUGUGGUGUUCAUUUUCGACAUUUUCUUCCGGGGGGUUUGCGUGUUAGCACUUCCUACAGAUAGAAAAGUUCCUUUUCUUUAUCUCAAAAGGACAAACUAUUUUCAGCCGCGCGGUGAUUGAUCACAGAGAGCUAACUAGCUUGUGCAGCUACAUUUUUGACAUACUGACCUGCUGCAUCAUGAUCGCCUGUCAGUUGGGGAAAGUUAAGUCUAGAUUAUGAAACAUGCAUCUCACCUGGAUAGUAGAAGGUUGUGGACAUAAACCGAGAAGUUGGUCAACUUUGACAUUCAAUUUAGACCCGAAGAUGGCGAGAAAGACACAAAAUGACCAGCUUAUUUUUUUAACCCUUCACAAGGAUAAUGAUUAAUUCUUCAUCUAAACGGGAAGAUAGAAACAUCCCAUCAGUCGGCAUUCCAGUCAGAGCAGACUUUGUGCAGUAAGUGAUUAUUUAUUAUGUUUGUCUCUCAUGAAGUACGCCGUGAUUGGUCGUGUUGUUGAAGGAAAUAGUGAAAGUUGUGAUCCCUCUGUGAGAAGAUAGGUAUCUAUUACAUGUUAUUAUAAAUGUCACUACAUUACAUAUAUACUUGAGGUGUGUAUACAAAAGUUGGAGGUUUUUGGAUUUUUUUAGAGCGCUUUAUAGGCGACUCCAUUGUAAGCUGACUUUUAUUUACCAGUUAGAAUGCAUAAAAAAAGAAAAAUCUGUUCUUGUGUCAUGUAAGGAUUGUGAAUGAUAGGCAGAAAAGCGCAGUUUGUCCAGUUAAAACACAUUUUCUACGGUCAAAGAUUGGGACCUUAAAGUACAUAACAGCAGCACGUAUGUUUGUGUUGACUACAACUUUUUGGGGCCUUUUCAAUCCCUUCUGCUUCUUUUAUUUCCUUUCAAAUCACACACUGACACAUUUUCUCAGACACGUGUCUGGGUUAUUCAUUAUUAUGGGUCAGGCUUGCUCGCUCCUACACGUGAUAAAAAGUGCCAUGUUUCAAGACAUUUUUCUGAAUGAACACUUCUGCUUGUGUGUGUGUGUGUGUGUAAUAUAAUGACUUGUUGGAUUGUGCAGGCUGGUUUUGAACACAAAACAUUUGCCUUGUGUGCCAGUGUUGCAGCAAAUAAAAUGCCAAUAGUCUUGGGCUGGCCCUGGGAAGGCGAUUGGUCAAUGUAAUGUAUAUUUGACAGCGUUACAUGACAUUACACUGCACAAAAGUCCACGACUAUAUUCAGCAUUAAUUAAAACAGUGUUGACGUCUACAUUUUGGGUAAUAUCAGCACUGUGGUAGAUAUAUUUAGCUUUUUAAAAUGUUUAAUUAUGGAAUGCCUGUGAAAGCACUUGGCAGUCUAAUUCCAGAUGUGUGAAAAAGGGAUUUGUCCGUUUCUUUACCAAUAAAAGA